Polistes dominula (European paper wasp) is the source of this 1026-nucleotide messenger RNA. RefSeq names its product Dolichyl-phosphate mannosyltransferase subunit 3 (gene Dpm3). NCBI's taxonomy places the organism in Eukaryota, Metazoa, Arthropoda, Insecta, Hymenoptera, Vespidae. Gene Ontology annotation, biological process: GPI anchor biosynthetic process. Gene Ontology annotation, cellular component: dolichol-phosphate-mannose synthase complex; endoplasmic reticulum membrane. The record is from RefSeq and is a predicted model, not a curated record.
UUUAUACGUAUAAGAAAAAAGAAAUACAAUAUAUUAUUUACCUACAAGAUAUGACUUCAACAUAAUAAAAAACAUCCUCUUUAUCUGACAGUAGAAAUCAAAAAUACGUGGAAGUGUGUUUAGUGACGAAAUUGAUAUUUAAUAUUUUUAAUUGUAUUAUAUUUGAUACGUGAAAUGUCUAAAUUAACUGAAUGGCUUACCUAUACUAGUGUACCUUUAGGUGUUUGGUUAGCAGUAAUUACUGGAUAUAUUAAGUUUUCUUAUGCUACAGAAUGGCAAGAAAUAUUUUUAUUCUUACCUCUUAUCACUUUAUUAGUAUUCGGUUUGUAUGCAACCAGUGUCGUCUUAUACAGAACAUUUACAUUCAAUGAUUGCGACAAGGAAGCAGCUGAACUCAAAAGAGAAAUAGAAGAAGCUAAAAAAGAUUUGCAAAAAAAAGGUAUUUUAUCGUGAACAUAGUGCAUAUAUUUUGAUACUCCGUUGUUAUUAAGCAUACACUAUGAAUAUAUAUAUAUAUAUAUAUAUAUUUAUAUAUUAUACACAAGUUUUCAAUGAACUAUCUAAGAUUCUUCUAUGAUGUACAUUUUAACUAUUUAAGUGAUUUAUUGUUCUAAUUCAUUAUUUGUAAAUGCAUCUCUUUAAUGCACAAUUUGUGCAUUUAUUUGUAUUUGUUGUUCUAUGUAACUAUUACAUGACCAAGAACAAGAAAAGAUACUUUAACUCAUCUAAUAUGAUUAAAGUAACAUCUGUAUAUAAUUAUAUUUUUCUUUUUAAUAAAUGAAGAUACAUUUAUUUAGAGAUUGUUCGUUUCCUUUUUAAUAUUACAAACAUAUUGAAAAUGGUGGAAAGAAUCAAAGUUCUGCUGCUUCAAAGUGUUUCUAGAUUUAACAACAAAAAAUAUAUAAAAUCAUCCAAUAAAUUGGAUUCCAAUGCUAUUUUUUUUCUUUUUUUUUUUUAUAAUAUUUACUAAAUUUAUUCGAGAUAAGAUAAUUGCUUUUAUCUUCUUACUUGCUGAUGAAUUGAAAA